UUUAUUCAAUCGAUGUAGAACUCCUAAUGAACUGGCAUUGAAAUUGGGUUUCACGUCCACCGGAUGAGGCCUAAGAUAUUGAUGUAUUAAUAUAGAUUAAUUGACAUUCCUUCGGGCAGACAAAUCAUGAUCGGCAAAUGGGAAAUUACCGUAAUAGAGCAGUUGAUCAGUGUCAACCGGGCUCAUUCAACAGUGCGAUCCCGACCUAGCCACAAACCAUGACAUUACAAAGAUGCUCAAGAACAGCUCCAGCACCAGCACGAAGGUAGCAAGAUUGUAGCAGAACUCGAAACGGAACGGAAGACAGCACAAUCAUCGGUAAAGGACGGAGAGAAAGAACUGCCACAUAUUCGACGGCAUCGGCCUACAUAACUAGUGACAAUGGAUUGGCUUUAAUUUGAUUUUGUGCUCGCUCGUACCCGUGCCCAGCGCCCCGUAACGGAACAAAUUCUGCUGGUUGACCGCUGAUCGGUUUCCAGGACGUGAAUGGGACAACAAAGUAAAGGAACUGAGAUUGUGACACUAAAUUGUGACACCCUAAUAGAAUAGACAGAAAUAAGCUCAAGGUUCCGAGGUCAUACGUUGACUUGGUGGUCGUCGAAGCAUUGGGAUACCGGGCGCUCCCUCACAGAUGUGGUCAAAGGUCCGUCUAGCUGCAAUUCCAGAACAGGAAAUCGUACGUCGAUAAUUAAAACAUAAUACAAUCUGCCCUAGGUUUUGAGUUGAUAGAACUUAACACAGAGCCGACAUAAUCUUCAAGACUUUAUCACGCAACGAAGGAAUCGUUUAGGGAUUUUCUAUCUACUAGUUCUCGCGCUGUUCCAGCCAUCUGAUUCGUUGAGUUGGUCUGGAUGGAAGGCGGAGCUACUCGAGCAUAAAUGCGUUCAAGUGGAACCUAUUCAAAGUCCCUCUAAUUGAUGGCAAGAGCAUGAAGCAGCUUGUGCGGAGAACGGCAGAGAGCCACAGACGGAGUUUUAUGCUGCGCAAUGUUUUAUGCUAUUCGGAAAGAGUCCGUUCCGAGGAAAAUAGAGAGCCCGAGAGAGUUGUCCAAGCUGGUGAGGGGAAUGCUCAGUUAUGCUGCGUGCUAAGAGAAGGCUGCCGUGGGUCAUAGAGGCUCGCUGAGGACGCAGUCUCCGAUCAGUUCGCAUUACGCACUCGACCCGCUAGGACACGGGCAAAGGGCCACACAAGUAAAGGCAAAUAUUGACGCAGUUUGAUAAUGUUUUUGAGACGUGUGUAGUGUAAUUUGUGUGAUUCGGAAAAUCAACCGUCUGGAUGUGUUGUGCUAUGCUCAACAAAUAGUGAAACCAAUGUGAGUUUAAAGUGAGAUCGUUUGGAUACUUGACGAAGAAUUUAUUAGACUGCUUGUGGAUGAAUCGUUUCGUGCGUACAAUUGAGCCAAUGUGAACAAACAACGGAACAGGAGCAACGUCUGAGAAGAGAAAUUAAAUUAUUGUCCCGAAAUUCAAUUGAACUUUCGGUUCAAGUUAUCCGGGAACUCGGGAAACGAAAAUAGCGCAACUUCAUUGAGAUAUCAGCAACCGAGUGGCAGAAUGGUGAUUGUGUAAGUUGGAAACUACAGCAUGUUGUUUGCGUGCCGUGAUCGAUCAAGCUCAAUCGGAGCCGUUUCCGCCCCUGAGUGUCCCACGAGUACGAGAGUCGAGUUGAGCCUGUAUAUUUGAUUAAUGGUGUCGAAUGUUUUUGAUUAUCGUUUCGCUAACAGGCAAUCGAACGUGAUCAACUCGAGCGGUGGCAGUGGACAGCUCGGUAUCGACUGGGACAUUAACGAUCCGAGCGUGCCGAUCGUGACCGAGUCGGACUACGAUGGAUUUAACGAGUGGAGCGAUGGCCACUGUCGCCACAUCUACCGGGCGACGAGCGAGGAAGCAAAGCGCCAUUCGUCCGGCUGGGCGAUGCGCAACACCAACAACCACAACGUAAACAUCCUGAAGAAGAGUUGUCUCGGUGUGCUGGUAUGUUCGGCCGGUUGCAUCCUGCCGAACGGGGACAAGAUACAUCUACGGCCAGCCAUCUGCGAUAAGGCACGGCGCAAGCAGCAAGGCAAAGCGUGUCCAAACAGAUUGUGCAUUGGAGGUAUCUUGGAGAUAUUGCCAUGCCGUGGACAUUGUGGUUACCCGGUGACUCACUUUUGGCGCCACACACCACAUGCAAUAUUUUUCCAAGCCAAAGGAGUUCACGACCAUCCACGUCCGGAAGCGAAGUCAUCUGGGGAAACGCGCCGAGUGUUGGGCUUGGGUCGCCGUGAGCGUGUACUGCGGACGGUGCAGUCAAAAAUGAAUAAAAUAAACGGCAUCAAACAGUCCAGAAAGUCGUCAAAGCAGCUUUACACUAUCGCAAAAGCAACUAGCUACAGUUCCAUCUCGUCAUCUGAAGUUAUUAAAUCGCCGGAAUCUUCCUUCGAAGAGAACAACUACCAGCUGGAUUACCUUAACGGAUCAUCUGUACCGGUGGGUUGUACCUAUAGCAAUACCCACCAUUCUCAGGUGCAACAGCAGACCCAACAACUUCAGCAACAACAGUCACUACAAUGUCCACAGAACCCUCCUGUACCGGAUUACUCACAAAACUGCUUCUACGAUACAAACUUUAUCCAUCCCGAGGAAAUCUUUCAGCUAGACCAACCUCUUCGCCCAGUAAAUGGUACUGCGAACAAUAAGUACCAGCAACAGCAACAUCUUGUUGGAUCACCACCCACCAACAUGUUCGAUCUCGAUCUGGGGACGGAUGGGAAGACCUCAUACAACAGUAAAAGCGAUCAGUAUUCCCUUUACCGAGGUGGUGAGUUUUCUUCCACCGGUAUUGGUCGUUACCUGGACUGCGUCAAGUACGAGAGCAGCACCGAUACGGACACAGCCAGCCUUACCAGCAGCGGAUGCUCGAGCGUUCUGGAUGAUAUUGCGUACUACGCAAGUCCACAGAUCGAUUACCAGAACAACAACUCACACACGAAUAACAACUCACUUGCGCAACUCGACAUGAACAAGAUGGGACUGCGUGCGUGCGAUGGCAUCAAUUCGUUCUUUAUUAACCAAUCAAGUUGCGUGUCACCGACGACUAAUGAUCGUAAGUCGUCUGACCCGGGCCACCACACGCAGCAUCAGCUAGAUGCGUAUGGGUCCGGAGCACUAAGCUACGAGAAUUACAGUGCGUCUUCCUCCCCGAAUGCGUCCCAGCUGUACGGUAGCUACGAAACUACCAUCGGACAGACAUCUUUGGGUCAAUCGUUGACUCAUUCCUCCACAUCACCCGAUGGACGGAUGGUACCGACGACAGAAAUGGUUGGUACGUCCAUGUCCUCUUGUGAGCAACAGCAGUGCAGUAACAGUGUACAGGGGACAACGGCAGCAGACAGUGGUUGUUGGUGGAACAAUAGCUUCUUCCAGACCACUCUCGGUACCACAGCUUCCAGCAGCUCUGAGGGAUGGAAUCAAACGUAUCAUGAGGGCACGGUAGUACCCGUCGGCAGUCAGCAUUCGCAGCAGCUAGAACCACAGUUCUACGGAAUGGAGCAGUGUGAAUAUCUCAGUUAGAUAGCGAGAAGCGACAUCGCGACUCGUUGUAGAUAGCGUUGGAAUGGUGAUCUCUUCUGUUGUCUACCCUGUUGAUCAACUUGCUUUUGUUGCACAUUCCAUACUGAUCUAUCCAUUUUAUGUUAGACGUUAAGCUUUUAGCGUUCUUAGUUUUUAGUUUUAAGCAAACAAACAAAACUGAUGGAACGCAAAAUCAAAGUACCAAGGUAGGAGUUGUGGCAUAGGAUAAUUGUAGCGUGUUUUUUUAUACAUCACCAGAUCUAGUGAAAGGGACAUUUUUUUGUCUUUCUCUCCCUUCUUUUUCUCUCGUCAAAAAACACAUUAACCACCGCAGCACACAGUCUGAUUAUUUUUAAAUGUACACUUUUACGCGAGAGGAAAGAACGCGAUGGUGGAACCAGUGUUUAGGUAGAAUGGCUGAUUAGUUGUGUAAGGUUUGUUUUGUUAAAACAGUUCUAGUCACUGGAAUUUGAUUAUAUUUGUGAAAAUAAAUAAAAAUAAUGACAUGAAACGUAAACCAAAAAUGUAUUUCUGCUUGCUUU
Anopheles funestus (African malaria mosquito) is the source of this 4093-nucleotide messenger RNA. Its product is annotated as transcription factor glial cells missing-like. Gene Ontology annotation, biological process: regulation of transcription by RNA polymerase II; gliogenesis. Gene Ontology annotation, molecular function: DNA-binding transcription activator activity, RNA polymerase II-specific; RNA polymerase II cis-regulatory region sequence-specific DNA binding. The coding region runs from base 1686 to 3551 and encodes 621 amino acids. Lineage: Eukaryota; Metazoa; Arthropoda; Insecta; Diptera; Culicidae. Gene Ontology annotation, cellular component: nucleus. The transcript is spliced from 3 exons. The record is from RefSeq and is a predicted model, not a curated record.